Girardinichthys multiradiatus is the source of this 5619-nucleotide messenger RNA. RefSeq names its product solute carrier family 39 member 10 (gene slc39a10). The record is from RefSeq and is a predicted model, not a curated record. The transcript is spliced from 9 exons. NCBI's taxonomy places the organism in Eukaryota, Metazoa, Chordata, Actinopteri, Cyprinodontiformes, Goodeidae. Gene Ontology annotation, cellular component: membrane. Gene Ontology annotation, biological process: zinc ion import across plasma membrane; positive regulation of B cell receptor signaling pathway; intracellular zinc ion homeostasis. Gene Ontology annotation, molecular function: zinc ion transmembrane transporter activity. Bases 318 to 2531 code for a protein of 737 amino acids.
UGCAGUUGAAUGUUGGCUCUGUGCAGCAGGAUAAACCAGCAGCCUCAGCCUGCUGCUGUUUGAACGCCACUUCCUUACUUCAGUCACGUGACAGCCCAGCCAAUAUGGCGGAUAGAAGCUGACGCCUGUCAUCUCCUCGCGACUGUGUUAGACACACGGCCCAACCACUCCGUCACUCUAAGGAAACUGCGUAAGAGUGGUUGGUGGAUAGGCUGAGCUGUAGUUCCCUAACGUAAACACUACGCACGAUAUUUUGGUACCGAGCGGAGAGGAGAUGCACACGGCACUUGAGUGAGGGGACCAAUAAAGAGGGCGCAAUGCAAGUACACGUGCACACCAAAUUCUGCUUCCUGUGUGUGCUCACCUUCAUCUUCCAUCACUGCAACCAUUGCCAUGUGGAAGGACAUGGCCAUCCAAGUGAUGGACAUCAGCACAACGACUUGCAGAUUUCUGAAGCUCCGUAUGUACAUUCUGCCACCGUGCCCCCUGAGUCAAACAGUCCUGAAGGGGGACCUCUAGAAGAAGAGCAGCGUUUCUACAUCCAACAGCUGUUCAGGCGCUACGGGCAGAAGGAUCGCUUGGACUUCCAAGGGUUUCAGAGUCUGCUCCUUAGUCUAGGUCUGGGGGAAGUUAAGUUGGUAAGUGUGGAUCAUGAGGAUCUGGGCCAUGACCAUGUAGCCCACCUAGACCUGCUGGACGUGCAGGAAGGGCUUCACUCACACUCAUCUUCCAGUGAAGGCCACAGUCAUGAUCAUCAGGACCACAAGCCUCAUCAUCCACGCACAGAACAGGCUCCCACACACUGCAGCCACACCACUGCUUCCAGUCCAGCUACUGGAUCACCAACAAAGCAUGACCAUGAUCACAGUGACACACAGAAACAUACUGAUGACCACAACCAUGAUCACACACAUGAUGAAGACCAUCAGCACCAACACACAGAGAUCCAGUCUAACCACAAAGAUCUGUCCUCUGCACCCCACCAUGGACCCAGAAGCUACAGCGGUGACCAGCACAAUCAUAAAGAGCACACAGAUAAGCAACUGCCCCCGGCCCACAUGGAGCCGCUGGUAGGCCCGACAGAUGAUCCACCAAAGAGGACCCAGAAGACAUCAAAGGUCAGAGGCCAGCAAAGGCCCAACAAGUUUCCUUCCUCUGAAACACCCCCGUCUGGUGACCAUGAACGCAACCACAGUCACUCUCAUAAAGAGAAGAGGGAGGCUCCAGGGCUGGCAGCUUCACAAGUGCUUACAGAACAUCCAGGUGGACUGAUGCACCAGCAUGAGGAGUGUUUGAACCUCACUCAGCUCCUCAACUACUACGGCCUGCAUCCCGACUCCAUCAUCUCCCCCAGCGAGUUUACCUAUCUGUGUCCCGCCCUACUCUACCAGAUAGACAGCCGCGUCUGCAUCCGCCAUUACCAUCAGAUGGAGGUGGAGCAGGAGGCCCUGGAGCCUGUCAGUUCUGUGUGGAUCUGGAUCUGGGGCUUCGUGUCCAUCACCAUCAUCAGCCUGCUCUCCCUGCUCGGGGUGGUUCUUGUUCCCAUCCUCAAACAGUCCUGCUUCAAGUUCCUGCUCACCUUCCUGGUGGCGCUGGCAGUGGGCACGCUCAGUGGAGAUGCUCUUCUUCAUCUGCUGCCUCACUCUCAGGGACAACACGACCACAGCCCGCAUGAAACCAGCAACAGUUCUGAUCUGGUCACAGCCUUUGAUGGGGUCUGGAAGGGUCUCACCGCGCUGGCCGGCAUCUACCUCCUCUUCAUCAUCGAGCAUUGCAUCGGCAUGUUCAAACACUACAAGGACCAGAGGGAACUGAAGAAGGAGAAUGAGGCGAGAUGGAUCGGCAGGAAGCUGUCUGAUCACAAGUCAAACCGGCGCUCAGAUGCAGAAUGGUUGAACCUGAAGCCCCUCAAUGAAGACCCGGAGAACUCAGCCGUCUCCUGCGACAACACUCACAAUGACACUCAGCUGACAGAGCUCCAGGACCCCGACACGCCCACAAACAAGACCCCACUGGCUCCAACAAACCCGCUACAGGACAAGCAGUCCCCCACCAAGGACACUGGCCGGAAAGCCAGGAAGCACGGACACUCCCACGGAGGGAACUGUCACUCGGACCAGGAGAUGAAGGAUGCUGGGAUCGCCAGCAUCGCCUGGAUGGUCAUCAUGGGGGACGGCAUGCACAACUUCAGCGACGGCCUGGCUAUAGGUGCAGCGUUCAGUGCGAACAUAACGGGAGGCAUCAGUACAUCCGUGGCUGUUUUCUGCCACGAACUGCCUCAUGAACUUGGUGACUUUGCGGUUCUGCUGAAAGCUGGGAUGUCGGUGAAGCAGGCCAUCGUCUACAACCUGCUGUCUGCUCUCAUGGCCUACGUGGGCAUGCUGAUCGGGACGGCCGUGGGCCAGUACACGCACAACGUCACCAACUGGAUCUUUGCCAUCACGGCCGGCAUGUUCCUGUACGUGGCUCUGGUGGACAUGGUAGGUUGGAACACUCCGACUCUGACCUCUCCUCUUGCUCUCUGGUUCUGACUGGUUUCUUGGUGUCCUCCACAGCUUCCAGAAAUGCUUCAUGGGGACAGCGAGGAACACAAGCGCUGCCACCUGGGACACUUCAUCCUGCAGAAUGUGGGCUUGCUGACCGGCUUCACCAUCAUGCUGCUGAUCGCCAUCUUUGAGGACCGCAUUGUGUUUGACUUUGGCUUUUAGCAGAGGACAGAGGAGGUGGACAUCUGGAUGUAUCAGGGUUGUUCUCUCCUCUGCAGUAGAACAGCCUGCCCUGCAUGUGCUUCAGUUGUGACUCGUCUCUGUCCCAAAGCUGCAGCCGUUGCUUUCGCAUAUCUCAUCAUGCUGCUAGUAAUGUUUACGCCCUGCUCCUCCUCUUCCUCGGCUCCUUCGUCACUUCCAGUCUGUGAAGCACAAAGUACUACCGCUGCCUGACCACCUCUGUCUGCUUCAGACCCCCAUGCUAGCAUAUAUCCAGACUUCUGAGGUGCAGCUGGAUGGGUGUUCCUGCAGAGGGAGCUGUAACCCCCAACACCUCACCGCCCAUCUGUCUUCACCUGUCCUUAGUAUGUUGUCGUCUUGUCCUUCACGUCUCCGUCUCAUUCCCAUGAUGCUGCGUCCUGCUGUCUGUGGCUUGUGCUUCUGAUGUGAGUUCCACCUGCCAUCCAUCACAUGCUGAUGUCAUCACGCUGUGUCUGUGCCAAGCCCCGCCUCCUGAGCAGCUUCCUGAGCUGACGGGCCCCCCACCGCCUGCUGCAGCCGCAGGCGACCACUGAACUGAUUUUGUUUCAUCUUUAAAGCUUCAGUGUCAGAACAGAAGCAUUCCUCUGCAUGCUUCAUGCGGAUCGCUGUUGUUUUUUGUUUUUUUUGGGUUUACAGGAAACCUGAACUCUGCUGCCAAAGCCUUUAACUUCAGCAUGUCCAGCAUCCUCUGCGCAGCUGCACAUCCUGACUGUCUGCCGUGUUUUUGGAAGGAUCUGAUGAUCCGGAGCCAAAGUGAAACAUUUGUUGUGUCAGACCUUCGUGUUUUAAUGAGAAACGAUUUGAGCUGUGAAUUCAGGCCAACUUGUUGUCUCUGACAGCUCAUUUAGGGAACCAGAGUCAGACCUGCUGUUCACAGCUGCAGGUCUGAUCUAUGCAGAUGAUCUGUGUUCUGUGUUGAAACGGCUAAAAUCAAGUUUCACGUUGAAAAGUUCUGAUCUGCUUAAAGUCUCCUGAUAAUCUGAGGACCUUCAACAAACUGUGAACCAGAUGAUCGACCGUCUGCCUGAAACAUUUGAAUCAUUCCACCUUUCAUCAUCCCUCAGAUCCAGCUGCUAUCAGAGAACUUUACCAGGUGGAGCCUCAUAGGUCCCGCCUCUCCAUAUUCAUCACAUCCCAUUGGCUCGUACGCUAAGCCGCCUGCUGGAUCGCACAUACAUGAUCAUGUGUUUGUCCUGUCACUGUGUGACAUCAUCUGGUCCUAGCUGGCAGUGAAUCAUCCUUAGGCUCAUUGUUCUCAUGUUGUUUGAACCAUGGGGAAUGAGCUGAAUGGUACAGAUGUUCUACAGAGCAGAAAGGUUCUGCUCAGCUGGAUUCUGUGAACUGUGGGAACGCCUUUGCGAUGCAGAGUAACAGGACUCAUCAUGUGAAGACAUUUUUUAAUUUCCUUAUAUGUUCGUGUGUAGUUUCAGUGGACGCUGGUCUUUAUACCCCUUCAUCAUUUUUGUGCCUUUGCAGUUUCAGGUGUCAGAUUAAAGGAGUUUGUUCGGCUCACAGUCUGCCGUAAGGUAAUAUGGUUCCAUGAAUCUAAUAACUUCUACCAGCAGCAGGACACUAGGAGUUUUUGUUUGAUCAGUGUUUGCUGUCCAAAGCUGGUCCAAUCACAAAACAGAACCAAAAUAAACAGGAAGAGUGCCUCUCAUGCCUAAACGACUCGGUUUAAAAUACCAGCUUAAAAGGGUAAAAAACAGACCUUGAUGAAUGAUAAAUGAUAACAACAUUAGUUACAGGAAAAGCUGCAGUAAACUGGUUGCAUUAGUAUGCACACCCUGAACCACCCUGAACUCAGUCUUCUUUAGUUAAAAGCUGCCGUCAAUAAUGGUGAAUCUGAAGGACCUGAAAUCAGGAUCAGUUGGGAUUUUUAUGGCAUUUUAAAAUUUGCUUUCUUUAUCUAAAGCCUUUGUUUGCAGAGUGGGUGCAAAGGUAUCAGUCAGGAGAAAUAUACAAAACAAAUCCACAACAUUUUGGAUAUGUAUGUAUAUUUUUAUCAUGUUCUGCCCAGUCUAGGAAUGUUGACCGGUCCCCAAUCCCAACCCGGUCCCCAAAUCACAAAUCCAAAAGAAAUGUCAAGUGCAACUUAUUUACAAAGCAUAGAAACGAAGCAGUGAAACAACAAAAGCAAACUAUCUUCCCAGUUUGUGAUUCCUUCACAAUAUGUGAAAUAAAACAGACCAAAAGUGCUUAAAAUGAAAAAAUGUCGCAGUUUUUUUUUUGUGGUUUGAUGAAACUGAACUAGAACCUAGGGAAAACCAUAUCCACAAUAAAACAUGGUGGUGGCAGCAUCAUGCUAUGUGGUUACUUUAAUCAAACUCAAAAAUUACAAAGAGUUCUAAUUAUUAAACCUUCAAGCUAGAAAACAGAAGAGGGGAUUAAUGUUCAGCAUCCCAGUAAAUCCAAGAAAACCUCCAUCUUUCAGUUCGAGGUGUAUUUAUGUAACUCAGCCUUGAAUUUCUAUUCAUCAUGAUCUCGUUUUUCACGUCAUAAUGCUAAAAAAAACAAUGGUGUAAACACUUGAAAGUCAAAGUGCUGACCUAGCAUGAUUUAGGUACAAGAUGGAGGUAAGGAAGCAAAGGAAUGUGUGGCUGAAAUGAGGGUGUGAACUGGUGAAGGGGUAAACUGACCGGAUCCAGUACAGCAGAACCUGAACAUUUUUACUGUAACACGGAAUCUGUGGUUUACCUUCAACUUACAUUUAGUUUGUUCGUUGCUCCAAGGACGACGGUUCCUUGCUGCUGAUCUACCAGACGAGGAAAAUGCCUCAAUCAUUUGUUGUGUAUUUUUGUUCUGUAAAGAUGUAAAAUGUGAUAUUCUCCUUGAUGCUGAAGAAUUAAAAAGUCAUAUGAAGAAUGCUGAA